Tarenaya hassleriana is the source of this 896-nucleotide messenger RNA. RefSeq names its product protein MKS1. The coding region runs from base 131 to 778 and encodes 215 amino acids. Lineage: Eukaryota; Viridiplantae; Streptophyta; Magnoliopsida; Brassicales; Cleomaceae. The transcript has a single exon. The record is from RefSeq and is a predicted model, not a curated record. Gene Ontology annotation, cellular component: nucleus.
AAAACUUUUUUUUGUCAUUUAACAUUCAUUUCCCCACCAAACAGAUUAAACACAACACAACAGCGAGGAGAAAAAAGAAGAUAGUGAGGCCAAAAAAUCUCAGCAAGAAGAGGAAGAGAAGUUCCUGGUGAUGGAGCCGCCGGAAAAAUUCGCCGGAGACAAGGCCUCCGAUCAACAAGAACAGAAGCGGCAGCUUCAGAUCCAUGGCCCUCGACCUUCUCCUCUCAGCGUCAGCAAAGACUCCCACAAAAUCAAGAAACCCCCGAAGCCUCCGCCGCCGCACGCUCCGCCACGCGCCGCCGUAUUCGUCCCAAGAGAACCGGUGGUGAUCUACGCGAUCUCUCCCAAGGUCGUACACACCACCGUCUCCGAUUUCAUGACGGUGGUCCAGAGGCUCACCGGAAUCUCAUCGGGGGUCUUCCAGGAAUCCGACGCCGGAGGCUUGUCGCCGGCGGCGAGGUUAGCGGCGACGGAGAAUGCUAGCCCGAGGGUGAAGGAGCCGGCAAGAGAUGCGGCGAAUGACGUCGCCGGGAUCUCAGAGGCUGCGGAGGAAGCGGUGGGGUUGGGUCGUCCUCCGGGGAUACUCUCGCCGUCUCCAGCGAUGUUGCCGGUGGUUCCUGCGGGAAUAUUCUCUCCGGCAGUUUCCGCCGGAAUGUUCUCGCCGGCGGGGAUGAUGAGUCCGUUUGUAAUGUUUAGCCCGAGUUAUAUGCCAGGCUCAAGUAUGGUUUCUUCUCCAACUCUAUCUUCUGAUUUUUUCAGCCAAAUUUGGGAUUUGUAGCCUUUUUCUUUUUGUCAGAUUUUUCAUUUUUGUUUUAAUUUUGACAAAUUAGUUUAACCCAAAUGGGGUUAAGAGUUAAUGUAAUUUAACUUGUUUAAUGACUUAAACUUUACAUUAA